This is a messenger RNA of Cucurbita moschata (crookneck pumpkin), 1183 nucleotides long. Its product is annotated as cinnamoyl-CoA reductase 2-like. Gene Ontology annotation, molecular function: oxidoreductase activity, acting on the CH-OH group of donors, NAD or NADP as acceptor. NCBI's taxonomy places the organism in Eukaryota, Viridiplantae, Streptophyta, Magnoliopsida, Cucurbitales, Cucurbitaceae. The coding region runs from base 71 to 1060 and encodes 329 amino acids. The record is from RefSeq and is a predicted model, not a curated record. The transcript is spliced from 4 exons.
AACCGCUGCUCCUUUUUGUGCAUCAUUUUUUUUUAACUCUCUUUCAUUUCAAACACCCAAAUUAUCCGCCAUGCCGAUCAGCACCUCUGCAGUUUCAGGCCACACGGUGUGUGUCACCGGCGCCGGAGGCUUCAUUGCUUCUUGGCUUGUGAAGCUCCUUCUCCAAAAGGGCUACACCGUUAGAGGAACUGUCAGAAACGCUGAUGAUCAAAAGAAUGCUCAUUUGAAAGAGCUGGAAGGAGCUAAAGACAGGCUGUCUUUGUUCAGUGCUGAUCUUCUUGAUUUUGAUAGCCUUAAAGCUGCCAUUACCGGCUGCGAUGGCGUCUUCCACACCGCCUCUCCGGUCACCGACGAUCCCGAAAAGGUGGAACAAGCCAUAAUUGGGACAAAGAACGUCAUGGCUGCCGCUGCCGAAGCUAAAGUUCGACGGGUAGUGUUCACGUCGUCGAUCGGUACCGUCUACAUGAACCCUAACCGGAGCCCAGAUACAGUGGUGGAUGAGUCUUGUUGGAGUGAUCUCGAGUUUUGCAAGAACACCAAGAAUUGGUAUUGCUAUGCAAAGACAAUAGCUGAACAAACAGCAUGGGAAGUGGCAAAAGAACAAGGAGUGGAUUUGGUAGUGGUGAAUCCAAUGCUGGUUUUGGGGCCUUUGCUGCAAGCUGGUGUGAAUGCAAGCGUUGUUCAUAUAAUGAAGUAUCUGACAGGAUCUGCAAAGACAUAUGUAAAUGCUGUACAAGGUUACGUGGAUGUUAAGGAUGUUGCAAAAGCUCAUGUUUUGGUCUAUGAAACUCCUUCAGCUUCAGGCAGAUACAUCUGUGUGGAAAGCAUGCUUCACCGUGGUGAAUUGGUUGAGAUUCUUACCAAGUUCUUCCCUGAAUAUCCCAUUCCGACCAAGUGUUCUGAUGAGGUGAAUCCCAAGAAGAAACCUUACAAGUACACUGUGGAGAAGCUGAAGUCAUUGGGAAUGGAGUUUACACCUAUCAAACAAUGCAUAUAUGAAACUGUGAAGAGCUUACAAGAAAAGGGUCAUCUUCCUCUUCCUUCCCAAUUUCAACAUUGAUAUUUUUCAUGAGGCUUAUAUUCAAAAAUUGUAAUUUUUUUCAUAUUGGGAAAUUGGGGGAAUAUUGAUUUGUAAUUUAAAAUUUUAAUUACAUUCCUAUUAAUAAAGAUUCAAGCUUUUAAC